GCGGUGUGGUGGUUGGGUUGGGCGUUAAAUAAAUAAUGCGUUUCCGGUUUCGGUGAUGUGUUUGCAUCAAUGCAUGGUUCCUGCUAGUGAUGCUUUUGUCCUCUUCCUGUCUUUUUUAGCCGGCUAUUUUGUCUUAAACUCUCUACAUAGCAGAUUCAUUCAUUUUGCUUUGCGUUUUUUUUUCUUUGUUUUCUCCGGUGAUUAGUUAUGUUGCUUGAUCCAUUUGCUUCACUGCAUGUGUGUGUUUAAACACUUAAAUUUCUUGUUUUUCUUCGGCAAAUUGGUGGAUUGUCUUCGGUAUGGUGUAAUUUACUGUUCAAUUAAGAAAAAUGGGGGUAUCAAUCGGAUUACAGAAAGAGACACGGCUUUUUCUGCAGAUUUAGCCACAGACUUUUGAUAUAUUCGAGGACUUUCUAAAUUUAUCUCCUUCACUCCCUCUUAUCCUCUUUUUGUCUCUUCUUUCUUCAGAUUUUCUUCUGUGAAUUGAAUUCGAGUCGUUGCUUCUGGCUUCGGUGCUUGCUGUUUUGUUGGCACAAGUUAUUGGUCCAAUUGAAAUGAAAGAGUUUGAGUGAAAAGGAGACUUAGACUGUGUGGUCUGGCCAUGGAGAAUUCUUAUAAGGCAAAUGGAAAUGGACCAACUGAGAAUGGUUACUCUGUUGCAAGGCAUUCUUAUCAACCCUCCUUGAAGGGGUCAUUACCUUGGCUGGACAUAAAGGUGUUUUAUGUAAGAGUGUGCAAGUGUGAGCUUGAUGAUUCCACUCCUGGAUCUCUUACACUGAAUCAUGUUCCUUUGAAUCCUGACACUCUUCUUGAAAUUAAUGGCGUUCGUACUAGUAUAUAUUCUGAUGGGAUGUCAACCCUUCUCAAGAGAGACAGGGUAGAUAGAAAAUCAGAAGAAGUGACAUUUGUAAGCACUGAUAGCAUAAGGAUGAGUGGUAGUGUCAAGUUCGAGGUGUUUGAUAAAGAUGUUCUGCUGCUUUCCGGUGCUUUAGAAUUGUGUAAUACCAAUGGUGUUGUUGGGGAAUCAAGUUAUAAUGGACAAAGGUGGAACAUGAACUGUGAGUCAUAUAUAAUUCCAGGCACCAGCUUCUUUAAGGGGAAACAAUUGCUGUUGCCAGACUCAAGUCUCCCAACAAUUGAGGUCUACAUUGCCGGCUCCUUCUCGAGUACUCCAAUUAUCUUGACAAAAACCUUGCAGCUUUCUCAGAAAAAGCAUACAAAGAAGGGAGUAUUGGAUGCAAUUCCAGAGCAUGAGGCCAGUGAAAAUGGGAAAGAUAUUUCUUCAGCCCAUGCUUUGCAGGCCCCAGAUUACCUUUACGACAAACAUGAAGAUGAAGAUUAUAAUAGCCUCUACCCAGGAACAGCAUAUGCCGAUGGCGAAGAUGGAGAACUUUCAUGGUUCAAUGCCGGUGUUAGGGUCGGUGUUGGUAUUGGACUUAGUGUUUGUCUUGGCAUUGGCAUUGGAGUUGGCCUGCUUGUUAAAACCUACCAAGGCACCACUAGCCACUUUAGAAGACGGCUGUUCUGAUCGGGGCUUCUAUUUAAGCUUAAAACUCUCUGCUUUUUGUUCAUCUCCCUCUUAAUCCAAAGACAGCUAACCUUAUUUUUGUCCAUCUCCCUCUUGAGUCUUGAUCCAAAGACAACAGGUUAAAUAUCUUGUCCAUCUGAGUGGAGGGUUUUUUUUUUUUGCUGUAUGUAAUAUAGUUUAUUUUUAGUGCCAUUCUAUGCGAGGUAUGAUCUUAACUUCUUAAGUAAAACAGCAAGAACUAAGAAGUUUUUGAAUUAUUUGCCCUACUUAUUAAGGUGUUGAACUGGUGAAAGCAUGAUUAGUUUAGUUUUGACUUUCCUAUUGAUCGUAAUAAUCCUCCUUCAACAAAGUAAUAAGAAACUAGUCCCAAAAUGUAUCUAUGGUAUUAAAAAAAUGUAUUUUCUUUUAUGACAA
Glycine soja is the source of this 1942-nucleotide messenger RNA. RefSeq lists its product as uncharacterized. NCBI's taxonomy places the organism in Eukaryota, Viridiplantae, Streptophyta, Magnoliopsida, Fabales, Fabaceae. The record is from RefSeq and is a predicted model, not a curated record. Bases 602 to 1528 code for a protein of 308 amino acids. The transcript has 3 exons. Gene Ontology annotation, molecular function: phosphoglycerate dehydrogenase activity.